AUGACUGGGAGAAAACGAGGCAUACCAAAUCACCCUGCACAGCAUUCAUUUGCCAUUGUCAAAUUUCAUUUACCUGGCAAUGCGCAUCAAUAUGAUAUUGCCCCUAUUGACUGGAUAAGAAAGUCAGGUAAUAGGAGUACGUGUUAUUGGCCUGGUGACGAAGAAGCCCGAAAUGGAAAACAGUUGAUAAAUCUAAUCACCAAGAAUGCCGAUAAAGAGGUGAUGGUUGAUAAAGAGACAUGGUUGGUCUUCACCAUUAGCAUCAUUGCCAAAUUUGACACAUACAAAGGGGCACAGGAUAAACUUAAAAACGUACUUGCUGGUGAGAUAGUUGUCAGCACCGACUUAGAGAAAAGAGGAAAGGGUGGCAGAAGCGAAGCCAAAAAACGCAAAGCGGCUGCUGCAACAUCCAGCUGCAUUUCUGUUGGUGCUACUGCAUCAUCGAGUCCUGUUCCCGGUCCUUCCACCGGUGCUCUUGUUUCUGUGACCGAUGAUGAAGCUGUGAAUGACGACUGGCUCAAUGGCGCAUCGUCUGUUGUCAGUUUUACGGGGCUCCCAGAAUUACUUACGUCUGAAGACGAUCACGGUGGAACCAAAGAAAAUGAGAAUUCUGCGGACGCUCUUCCAAGUAUUCCGCUACCUCCUGCAUUUCCCCCUCUUCGGAGGGCCAUUCCUCAUCACUUACCGUACGCAAGAAAAUCUGCACCACCAGUUGUGCCUGCCAACCCGAUGGAACUAUCUCAGACGGUUCCUUAUGAUUAA
This is a messenger RNA of Daphnia carinata, 762 nucleotides long. RefSeq lists its product as uncharacterized. NCBI's taxonomy places the organism in Eukaryota, Metazoa, Arthropoda, Branchiopoda, Diplostraca, Daphniidae. The record is from RefSeq and is a predicted model, not a curated record. The transcript has 5 exons. Bases 1 to 762 code for a protein of 253 amino acids.